Messenger RNA from Symbiodinium natans, 528 nucleotides. NCBI's taxonomy places the organism in Eukaryota, Dinophyceae, Suessiales, Symbiodiniaceae. The record is from the annotation of a GenBank genome assembly.
AUGCAAGGCAGAUCGGUUACCAGUCUAGAGCACCUCAUCGAGUCAUCGAUGCACCAAGGCGUAGAGGCUGUUGCAGUCGUGACGUCCAUGAGCCUUCCUUGGCCCUUUAGAGGAUGGCGUCCACGCAGCGUGCGACUUCCAGGCGAGGAUGUUCAUCGGACUUGCAUGGUGACCAAUUGUCUGCCAGUGUGCAGCCGGGACCAGGUAGCCGAUCUGCGACCCCACUCUCUGGCCAGCCAUCUCUUCCGGAGCUUCAUCGUCCGUGCCAGCCUUGACCCAGGCGGCAUCGUGGAACAACACAAAACUCAUUUCCUCGAGGGGAAUGCAAGAGAGAUCUUGACACCUCUCCUUGUGGCCCUUCACCUUCCGUGGCGUUCUUCAUGUCCAAGAAGCUGGGGGAGUGUUGGGCUGACUGGGUGGCGUUGGCUGCACAUCCUUGGCCCGUCAUCUCGCACACCUCGCGGCAGAUCGGUGCUCCUUUCUUGUUCGGGUUCGGAGUCGUUCCACGUGCUUCAGGCACUCAUGUAA